This is a messenger RNA of Lachancea fermentati, 1708 nucleotides long. Lineage: Eukaryota; Fungi; Ascomycota; Saccharomycetes; Saccharomycetales; Saccharomycetaceae. The record is from the annotation of a GenBank genome assembly.
AUGGAAAACAGAGAUUCAGAGCUCGUGACACACAAUGGUGCGGGAUGUGAUGCGGAUAUUGAAAUCGCCACUCCUUUAGAGAAGGGAUCUUUAGCUGACUUAACUGAUGAACAAAUGGGUAUUCCUGAUGCGGAGGCAUUUGAAGCUCCCCCAAGAAAAGGUACCUACUAUGCAUUCAUAAUUUGUCUUUGUUUCCCUGUCUCAUUGGGAGGUUUUUUGUGUGGAUGGGAUAGUGGAAUCACCGCAGGUUUUAUCAAUAUGACAAACUUCAAAGAAAACUUUGGCUCCUAUAACCAUUCGACUGGUGAGUAUUACCUGAGCAACGUCAGAAUGGGACUCUUGGUCUCAAUUUUUAGUGUUGGGUGCGCUUUGGGGGGUGUUUCAUUAGCAAAGCUGGGUGACAUCUUUGGUAGAAGACUGGCCAUCAUGCUUGUGAUGGUGAUUUAUGUGGUUGGCGCAAUUAUACAAAUUUCAGCAAGUGGAAAAUGGUAUCAAUACUUUGUUGGAAAAAUUAUUUACGGUUUGGGUUGCGGUGGAUGUUCCGUUUUGUGUCCCAUGCUUCUGUCAGAGAUAGCACCCAAAGAUUUAAGAGGUGCUCUUAUAUCUAUGUAUCAACUGAUGGUACUUUUGGCAUUUUCCUAGGCUACUGUGUGGUGUAUAAUACUAGACACUACGCUGAUACAGCUCAAUGGAGAGUUCCAUUGGGUCUCUGUUUUGCAUGGGCUAUAAUAUUAUGCUUCGGUAUGUUAAUAAUUCCCGAGUCCCCAAGAUACUUAAUUGAGAGAGGAAAAUUUGAGGAGGCACGCCGUGCCGUUGCCAAGUUAAGUAAACUUCCCGAGGAACAUCCAUUUGUUCGCAAUGAAAUUGAUCAAAUAACGGCAGGGGUUGAGGCUCAAAGAAUGGCAGGAGAAGCGUCAUGGAAAGAACUCUUCUCCGUCAAAACAAAAGUCUUGCAACGAUUGAUCACGGGUGUGCUUGUCCAAUCAUUUCUACAGCUUACGGGUGAAAAUUAUUUUUUUUUUCUACGGUACAACCAUAUUUAAGUCUGUUGGCUUGACAGAUGGAUUUGAAACAUCAGUAAUAAUCGGUACCGUCAAUUUAUUUUCAACUAUUGUCGCAGUACUUGUUAUUGACAAGCUGGGAAGACGCUUUUGCCUGAUGACAGGUUCUGCUGGGAUGCUUGUUUGCAUGGUGGUAUUUGCAAGCGUCGGAGUUACUAGAAUUUAUCCAAAUGGGGAUUCUGGUCCAAGUUCAAAGGGUGCAGGAAACUGUAUGAUUGUUUUCACCAUGUUUUACAUUUUCUUCUUUGCAACAAGUUGGGCUCCAAUUUGUUAUAUCGUUGUUGCUGAAUCGUUUCCGUCAAGAGUGAAAGCAAAGGGAAUGUCCAUAUCAACAGCAUUUAACUGGUUGUGGCAGUUUUUGAUUGGUUUCUUUACCCCUUUUAUUACUAGCGCCAUCAAUUUUUAUUAUGGUUACGUAUUCGUCGGCUGCUUAGUGGCAAUGUUCAUCUAUGUUUUUGUUUUUGUACCAGAAACUAAGGGACUAUCACUGGAAGACAUUCAAGUUUUGUACGAGGAGGGAGUUCCGCCAUGGAAAAGUGCCUCAUGGACCCCUCCAAGUCGACGUUUCGUAGCCGCUAAAAAAGAAUCUUCCAGGAAGAAGAGCUGGAAAAGAAGUUUUUCAUACUUCAAGGGCAGUGAUAUUGUCU